AGUGUUGCUCUCCUGCAGAAUCGCUGCUUUUCGUCAACUCUCGAGAAAAACACGGAAGUCUGCUUUUUUUUUUUUUUUUCCUGUGGAAACGCUCGCAGAGGAAGCUGUCACAUGACUGACUGGGAGGACAUGGAUCCGUAUUUCUGACCGGGCUGAGUCUUUUAAAAAGGAUUGAAGUGAAUCCCCGUCACGUUUAAACGAGGCAGCAUCGUGUUUGUGUGGUUUCCAGGCUGGAGGUGUGGUUGUGAGGGAGGGGUCUGUUUGGUGCCAGCCACGCACACAGCCUGGCAGCCAUGGAGGGACCACAGGCUUCAUCCUCUCUGCAGUCCCGGCUGUCAUCCCUGUCCUCCUCCUCCUUCCCCGGGAUCACGUCCCAGCAGUGCGACAGCAGCACGCCGCCCGACAGCCUUCAGAAUACAAAUCUUUCAGAGAGCUUUAUAAGUCAGUCCAAAAACAGCACGGAUAUGGAUGAGAGCGGAUCAGGACAGCUUUGUGAGGGUGAUGAGGAGGCUCCUGCUGAGCUCGCCCUGGGGGAUGGAGGCGAGGAGAACACCGGUGCUGGGAGUGGUCAGCUCUCUGCUGAGAUGAAAGCCCAGAUGCCGCCCUUGCAACCCCCAAAUACUUGGACAUCUGCCGCAGUGAAAGAGCUGAAGGCAAAGCUUAAAACGGAGAAGGACAGCGUGGUGACGGUGUACCGAGGCGACAUCAUGACGGUUCAUGUCCCCACUGUCCCUGAGGCCAAGAAAGUGUGCUGGGAGUUCGCCACAGAUGGUUACGACAUUGGCUUCGGAAUCUAUUUUGACUGGACUCCAGUGACGAGUCGGUCCAUCACAGUUCACAUCAGUGAGUCAAGUGAUGACGAAGAUGAAGAAGAAGAGCUGGAAGGGCCUGUCAGUAAUGGAGACAUAGAGAAGGGCUCCAAAAGUCAAACCAACUCCAACUUGGCUGAGAUCCUGCCGGUGUACCGUCAGGACAGCCAUCUGUCCGUCCAGGGCGGCAGCCAUGAUUUUCCAGGUGAAGGCACUUACCUCCUAAAGUUUGACAACUCCUACUCCCUUUGGCGAAACAAAACGCUCUACUACAGGGUUUAUUACAGUGCCUGAGAUACCCAUUUAUUGCUUAUGAAUGUAUGAUUUCCAAAAGAAUAUUACUCGAGAACAAUGAACUAUUUUUUAAUUUCACACUUGGAGAAAAAAAAAAUACAAAUUUAAAUGAUAUUAAAGAUUAAGUACAUAUCUAUAUCUAUUUUUUAUCACUUUAAGCUUGUGUUGUUACAUGUUGAAUAUGUGUGAGGCUAAACAGCUUUGAAGGCAUCAUCUGCUUCAGUGUCUUUCUGGCAUAUAUUUAGAAGAAAAAAAAACAUGUGGACAUGUGCCAUAGUCCCAAGUAUGUACUGUGUUAUUUGAUUAAAAGCUUGUCAUAAAACGUACAUUGUCUUCAUCUAUAACAUUUUUAUGGUAGCAGAGAAUCAGGGAACAUACUGUAGUGUAUUUCACAGGUCAGCAGUGCUUGAAAAAAACAAAAUCUUUUGGUUGUGUGCGCGCACCUUCCUCUUAUUGUUCUUUUUUUGUAGUAUUUAUCAUACAGCUAUAUAGCAUAACUUAUUUUAAAAAUUUAUUGAAUCAAUCAUGUGAUGAUGCACAAUAUAGACCCAUUUUCGAGUAUCUGUCGUAGCAGCGUGUCGAGUGAAGAUUUAAGUUGAAUGUACUGAAGCAAGUGGUAACAGUUUUCCCCAGUGUGCUUUUUAUGACACAAAUAAAGGCUAUAUCCAUUAUCACAUACUGUAAGGCUCUCAUUAUGUAAUGUUGAUUCAAUAUUUACACUUGCUUUGCCUCUGGUUUAAUUAGCUGUUUUGCAGGUGGAAGCUACUUGGAGCAUUUCACCCAAAUGUAUUUCACGUGCACACGUCUAUAUAUGUGAAAAAUUACUGUUUUUUUUAUUUUUGAAUGUUUGUAUGUGCGUUGGAUCAUCCUCUUUGUAAAAAGUCAACGUUUCACUUUUCACACGUUCGCAUGUUCCCAAAGACGUCCCAGAGUGGGCUGCUAAUGUUGUACGCGUUGUAAAGCAACUGAUUCAAAGCCUCCCACUUUCGCUGCUCUGUACUGUCAUUGUAAGUUACGCCGAUGCCGUCUGUUCCUGAAAUUUAUAUUCCUCAAUAAAGAGAAGAUUGUCUAA
Molecule: messenger RNA, 2175 nt
Organism: Cololabis saira (Pacific saury)
Lineage: Eukaryota; Metazoa; Chordata; Actinopteri; Beloniformes; Belonidae
Gene: tmed8
Product: transmembrane p24 trafficking protein 8
Exons: 6
Coding region: 294-1103 (269 amino acids)
Cellular component (GO): Golgi membrane
Source: RefSeq, a predicted model, not a curated record